AUGGACUCGUCGACGUCACUGCUACCUCCUCUCGGGAGUAUCAUCCUGGCCUGCGAAGGCCUAACAAGUCUCGUCCCGCUUAUCCUCUCUGUGAUGGUCUGUCUCAUCGCUACGGUCACAAUCUCGCCAACCUUGCUUGCAUACUUCAAUGACCCGUUCGAACUUCGAGCGUACCCUGGACCGUUCCUCGCGAGGUUCACAUCCGCUUGGAUCUCUUGGAUCAUCAGCCAAAACCGAUGGUCAGAGACUGUGGAUCUUAUGCAUCGUCAACACGGCCCCAUUGUUCGCCUCAGCCCUGACCACGUCUCUGUUGCUAGUCCUGCCGCCUUCGCAGCCGUCUAUGGUCAUUCAUCCGGUGCAUUGAAGGCACCUUUCUACAACGCCUUCGCCAAUUUCAAAAUUAGAAGUAUAUUCAACACGCGCGACCGUGCAGAGCAUUCACGCAAGCGUCGCGUUGAGGCACACAUGUUCUCGCCUCGGAGUAUCCGAGCGUUGGAGGACACUGCACGUGUGCAUUUCCAGGUACUGGUGCGUCAGUGGGAUGCGCUCUGUGCGCCCACAGGUAAGACAGUACGCGGAAGUGCCGAAGGGACACUUGGUACGAUUUCCUGGAAGGUCCAUGGCGACAGAGUCUGGUUCGAUUGUAUGCCUUGGUUCAACUUUUGGUCAUUCGACACGAUUAGUGAUCUUGCAUUUGGUCGUCCUUUCGGUAUGCUGGAAGCGGCGAAGGGUAGUGCUCACGUAUCGAAAUCCAAUACUAAAAGUGUGCAGGCAGUAUCCCAGGAUACUUCCCACUCAAACGAGGCGCAAUCGGAGUUGCUGGAGAUCCCUGCAAUGGAGGUGCUCAGCGAGCUUUUGGACUUCACCGUUGCUCUAGCGUAUCUCCCAGCAUGGGUUCAACCCGUUUUUGGCCGUCUUCCGAUGUUCCGUGACGGCUACGACGCUGCUCCAAAACUUGCGAACCUGUCUCUCACUGCCGUAGCUAACCGGGUCGCGUCUCAAACUGACCGUGCGGACAUGCUGUCGGAGCUGCUGCGAGGAAGAGACGAAGAAGGAAAACCUUACGGUUUAGAAGAGCUUAGUACUGAGGCGGAGCUCCUGAUCAUCGCGGGUGGAGAUACGACCGCCAACACCUCGUGCGCGACAGCUUACUAUAUCGCCCGCGAUCUUCAAAUCCAGGCAAAGCUGCAGGCUGAGUUGGAUGUAGCACUCGACGGCGUCGAAUCCGACGUGGCGCCUUACGAUGCAGUGAAGGACCUGCCGUAUCUCGACGCUGUGAUCAACGAAGGCCUUCGCCUGCACUCUACAAUAGGCGCAGGCUUGCCACGCGUUGUCCCUUCAGGCGGAAUGACAGUGCUUGGACAACACCUGAAGGAAGGGACGGUUGUGAGCUCGCCCAUUUACACUUUGCACAGGAACGAGGCGGUGUGGGGCAAGAACGCGUACGAGUUCUAUCCUGAGAGGUGGCUUGAGGCGUCCGCCGAUGCCAAGAAAGAGAUGAUGCAAUCAUUCGCUCCUUUCUCUGUGGGUCCGAGGGCCUGCCUGGGGCGAAGCCUUGCGCUACAGCAAUUGCACAUCCUGUUGGCGACCAUCUUUCACCGGUACAGCUUGGUUCUGGAGAACAAUGCUCCGGCACAGCUUCCGCUCCGGGACGGUUUCGCGCGGAAGCCGAUGAAGUGUAUCGUUGGCGUACAACGACGGAAGUAG
Messenger RNA from Postia placenta MAD-698-R-SB12, 1707 nucleotides. RefSeq lists its product as hypothetical. Gene Ontology annotation, molecular function: monooxygenase activity; heme binding; oxidoreductase activity, acting on paired donors, with incorporation or reduction of molecular oxygen. The transcript is spliced from 7 exons. The record is from RefSeq and is a predicted model, not a curated record. Lineage: Eukaryota; Fungi; Basidiomycota; Agaricomycetes; Polyporales; Adustoporiaceae. The coding region runs from base 1 to 1707 and encodes 568 amino acids.